Molecule: messenger RNA, 1280 nt
Organism: Trichosurus vulpecula (common brushtail)
Lineage: Eukaryota; Metazoa; Chordata; Mammalia; Diprotodontia; Phalangeridae
Gene: SMIM5
Product: small integral membrane protein 5
Exons: 3
Coding region: 179-415 (78 amino acids)
Source: RefSeq, a predicted model, not a curated record
GAGCAGCUGGCUGUCAGCAGCAGAAAAGAGCUCCUCAGAGUGGAUCUGAGGGAAGUGGAGCUGGGAGAGAGAAGCCAGAGGCAGAAAGGAUGAGGUGAAGACGAGCCAGCAGAAAGGAGUCCAGAGGCGGGAACUGGGGACUCUCCUGGGUACAGCCUAGAACGAAGUGUGGUACAGCAUGGCAACCCAGAACUUCCUUCAGGAGAUGCACUCGAUGGGCCAGAAGCUCCUUCUUAAGUUACGGCAGCUGCCUCAGGCCGAGCCUGUGGAAAUUGUAGCCUUCUCUGUCAUUCUAUUCUUCAUUGCUACUGUGCUGCUGCUCCUGGCAAUAGCCUGCAGCUGCUGCUGUACUCAAUGCUGCUGCCCUGACCAGAGAAGCCGGAAGAUUCAGGUCCAGCCCAUGACAUCGUCAUGAGAGACACGGUGAGGACAGAGGGAAAGCCAGAGAGGGGGCUGCCAAACUCUGCCAAGGGAUGGCUCGGCAGCACACAGCAUUCAAGACAGGGUGCAGAUGAAGAGAUCUAUUUUUCUGGGAUAAGCUGGAACAGGCCAAGUCGAAGCCACAUAGGUAACUGGCCCUAGCUUCGGCUCUGAGAAAAGUGCCUGGACACUGGGAACUGAGGCCUGAUGUGAAAAGUGGGGAGCCAGGAGGCUCAGAUGAACCUUUUGGCAAACAACAGAUGCCAAAGAUAAGCCAACUGUGCCAGAGACUAUGGACAAACUGUCUUCCUUUCUUGGUCUGUGCCUUAUCACAAAAAAAGGGAAGUAGGCCUAUUCCCAGGCCCCUGAAAAGGGCAAUCUCAUCCUUAGCCAUGUGCCACGAGAGGACUAAACUAACCUAUGCCAAAGAAGCCGCCAGACUGCAUGACAAUUAGUAUGUCCCGAAACCCAUGUGAAUGAGGAAAUGCUUUGAGCCUUUAUUCUAAAAUGUGUUUUUUUCUUUCCAAGUAAAAGUGCCAUUAAGGUACCAGUUACCCUGGAGUUUGCGGCUGGUUUAUUAGUAGGGGCCUCACAGGAGUGAUUGAUUGGUGCCUGCCUUUUCUAUGCCUCUCCUAUGCAAACGCUUAUGAAGGUCGCCCAAACAGAAGUGACUUGCAGAGUCAUGAAAAGAACUGACGGAGAACCAGGCAGAGGGUUGGAAUGAAUAAAUGCAGAGAAAUCUGUUAAACGGUAAAAAGGCAGCAAAACACAGGUCAAAUACAACGGAAGAUAUUGUCACCAAAUUAUUCAAGUAUAUAUCCUUUUUGUUAAUGAAUGGUAAAUACAAAAGUGGAAAAUGA